Molecule: messenger RNA, 1363 nt
Organism: Phragmites australis (common reed)
Lineage: Eukaryota; Viridiplantae; Streptophyta; Magnoliopsida; Poales; Poaceae
Product: E3 ubiquitin ligase BIG BROTHER-related-like
Exons: 7
Coding region: 202-1071 (289 amino acids)
Source: RefSeq, a predicted model, not a curated record
AGCCGAUCCCCCUAAAAAAAAAACCAAGCCGAUCCCUCGUUUAAAUUGGAACCCCAUCGGCUACAACGCCCGCACGCCGCCGCCUCCGUUGCUUGUUUGCUCGCCUUCACAACGCCAUCCAGCGCACGCCGCCGCCUUCCUCCCUCCCUCCCUCUCCCUUCUCCGCUUCUCUCGAAUCCCUCCGUGCUCAAGCUCAACACGAUGGACGGCGCCUCCAAAGGGAGCAGCGGCGGCGAGAAGACCAGCGCCGACCAGAACGCUAGCCCCAACCCUCGCGCCGCCGGCGCAGGAGGAGACGACGGCGCCUCGCCCGCGGCGGCGGCGGCGGCGGUGGGGAGGCGGCCGUUCACGAGCCUGGGCCAGGAGGAGGCCGACCUUGCCCUCGCCCGCGUCCUCCAGGAGCAGGAGAGGGCGUACAUGAUGCUGAGCGGACGCGGCGGCGGCGACUACGCGAUCUCAGACGCCGGGAGCUAUGACUACGACGAGGAGGAGGGGAGCGACUACGAGGACGAGGAGGAGGCGCUCGACGAGGACGAGGAGGGGGCCGAGGCGGACCUGGACCUGGACCCCGCGCGGUACGAGGACGACGAGGCGUACGCGCGCGCCCUGCAGGACGCCGAGGAACGCGAGGUCGCCGGCCGCCUCAUGGGGCUCGCCGGGAUUGGUGACUGGCAAGCGAUGGAGCAGGAUGAUGAUGAUGAGGAGGAGGAGGAGGAGGAGGAGGAGGAGGAAGAUGGGGAUCAACAGGGUGCAUGGGAAGAUGUUGACCCAGAUGAAUACUCUUAUGAGGAGCUAGUUGCAUUGGGUGAAGUUGUUGGUACGGAAAGCAAAGGCCUAUCUGCCGAUGCUAUUGCUUCAUUACCUUCAGUAACUUACCAGGCACAAGACAAGCAAGAUGGCAACAUGGAACAAUGUGUUAUUUGUCGUGUGGAGUUUGACGAAGGUGAAUCAUUGGUUGCACUUCCUUGCAAACAUUCAUACCAUUCUGAGUGCAUAAACCAGUGGCUGCAAUUAAACAAGGUAUGCCCGAUGUGCAGCUCUGAAAUUUCCACUGUGAACAAGCAGGCAUGACUUUUGAAUUGGAAGAAAUAGCGGCAGCUUGAUAUUUAUCUUCUAUUGGUGAAAUGAAAGCAGCGUCAACUGUUGAACUGUGGAGAGAAACAAGGGAAAAGCCCCUGAGUUUGUGUCCCUGUUUUCUUCAGUUCAACUCCAACAGGCUGAGCCCUCCACACCUGCUGGCUUUCAUGACCAUGCCGCUGGUUAUUUAUGCAUUCGAUUAGAUGCUCAUGAUUCGUUAUUUGUAGAUGUAAAAUAACAAUCAUAUUGAUAGUCAAUAGUCAUUCUUUAAAUCUUUGUCGCUUUA